AUGAUGAACCACUGCUGUUCCCUCGCCCUCGUGCCCCGAUCCAUUUAUGCAUGGAAGAAGGCGAAAUGGUCUCGCUUUAGAGAAAUGCCAAACGCACAGUGCAACAAACUUCUUAAAGAGAAAACGGGCGUUCACAAGAGAGAACGACUACUGACCUCCGCCAUCCGUAUCGCAACAGCCGCGGCGGUUCCCCGCGGGGGUCGAGAUACUACUCCUUAUUGGACUCCAGAAUUGGAUAAAAUCGAAAAGAAGAUUCACAGUUGUAAACCCUCUGUCUCCCGAGACAGACUGGUAGCUCACAGAAGAGAGAUGCCAAGACAAGCAUCCCAUAAGAGAUGGGAAACCCUCUGCAAGAACAUUGCCGUGGCAGGCUGCUGA
Trypanosoma theileri is the source of this 378-nucleotide messenger RNA. RefSeq names its product Tbingi protein. The coding region runs from base 1 to 378 and encodes 125 amino acids. The transcript has a single exon. Lineage: Eukaryota; Euglenozoa; Kinetoplastea; Trypanosomatida; Trypanosomatidae. The record is from RefSeq and is a predicted model, not a curated record.